UGGAUCUCGAUGUGGAGGAACCGGUUGGUGCACCUCAGCCCGCCACAGCACGCGGAAGCGAUCUCGAGGCGGGAUGAGGCAUCGCGCGCAGGUGAUUCCCGCUCGUCUCCACGUCCGCCCGUGUUGCCCGAUGCAGGGACAAAGUGGAACUGGUCGGCCCGGCUGAGGAUUUUUAUUUAUUUAUUUUUAGCGAUGUCUCUCCUGACAAAAGGCACGUGUGUGGGUGCCGCGUGCCGCGUGGCGCUGGUGGUUUGCUGCUGCUCCCUUGCCUGGCUCCUGGGAGCCACGCUGGCUCACAUGCUGGCCAACGCCAGCGAGCACGGUGAGAUGCGAUACUUGGCGCAACUGAGAGGUGAGAUGCGAUACUCGGGGCAACUGAGAGCCCCUCCCCGGCCGAGCCACAACCGAUGUGGGCUGAUGUCGCAGUGCAGUCGCUCCGAGUUCGCCUUCAGCGUCUUCAGCGGCGCCGGCACCGACCACUACCCCCGGGUCUGCCUGGACGACCGCAUGAUAAUGAGCCGGAACCGGAACAACGUUGGAAGAGGCAUCAACAUCGUGGGAAUUAACUCUGUGACGGGCGAGGUCACCGACAGCCGCGUGUUCGACAUGUGGGGGCAUGACUGUGCGGACGAGGUGGUGCAGUACCUGGAGAGCGUCACAGACGGCACAAUCCUCUUCAUGGCAUCGCAUGACGAGGCCUCUACGUACACGAACGAGAAGGUGCGGGCGGCCCUGGGGCAGCUGGGCAGCACCAAGAUCAACGAGCUGCGGUUCCGUGACAGCUGGGUGCUCGUCACCGCCAAGGGCUACAGCCUGGGACGCACCUACGAGCAGAUCGUGCACAAGGACGAGGCGGUUCACCACGUGGGAGACUGGCCCAUGGAGGCUCAGACCGAGGGCUGCCUGAGCCACAGAACAUGAGGGGCAGCCCCCGGGACACGUCACGCGGACACAGGCACGCGGACACGUCACGCGGACACGUCACGCGGACACAUGGACACGCGGACACACAGGCACGCGGACACACGGGCACGCGGACACGUCCCGCGGACACACGGACACGACACGCGGACACGCAGGCACGACACCUGGACACGUGGACCUAGGGGAGGGCCCAGGAGAGCUUCAGAUAGUUAAUCGUCACCGGUGCUGGCCGUGAGCGGGAAUCUAAACACGGGUCGUAGCGCGCUAACCGCUGCACCACCGCUCCCCACCACACGCACACAAAUGGACACACGUGGUGGUUCGUAAUGGCCGUGUCAGACGUGCCGAGUCGGCCCUACGGGAGGAUCCUGUGUGCAUGUCCCCUCUGGAUCUUGAGUGUCUAUUGCUCUCGGUUAGGGGGGUGUUCAUGAUGGCCUCGUCAUCAUCGUCCGUCGCUUGUUGGAGAGGUUCGCGAUACGAAGCCGCUAGAGCAUCCCUGGCUGUUACUCAACUUGUAUUCACCCUUACCACUACUUUCUUAUCAUUACUACUACUACUUUAUUAUCAUUACUACUACUUUAUCAUUACUACUACUACUUUAUCAUUACUACUAUUACUACUUUAUCA
Messenger RNA from Petromyzon marinus (sea lamprey), 1551 nucleotides. Its product is annotated as protein FAM3C-like. The record is from RefSeq and is a predicted model, not a curated record. Lineage: Eukaryota; Metazoa; Chordata; Hyperoartia; Petromyzontiformes; Petromyzontidae.